Messenger RNA from Emiliania huxleyi CCMP1516, 870 nucleotides. RefSeq lists its product as hypothetical. The record is from RefSeq and is a predicted model, not a curated record. The coding region runs from base 1 to 870 and encodes 289 amino acids. Gene Ontology annotation, molecular function: microtubule binding. Gene Ontology annotation, cellular component: cytoplasm; spindle microtubule; mitotic spindle pole. NCBI's taxonomy places the organism in Eukaryota, Haptophyta, Isochrysidales, Noelaerhabdaceae. The transcript is spliced from 8 exons.
AUGCGGCUACCAGCAGCGACGACGUCGACGAGCCUUUCCUACCAGUAUUACCCACUCACAACGGGCCGUCACUGUCCUAUCCUACUCAAGAACGGGAGGAAGCGAGCAGCCAUCCGCAAGUUCUUCCGUGGGCCCGUCACCUCAAACCAUGCGGCGCCGACUGCCAUCGCUGCUCUUGACGAGCUCCACACCUCGAAGAGCUACGAGACGCUGUACGAGCACCUGGCCGCGCGCGACGACGCCGCCGAGCUCCAUCUGGCGUGGCGCUUUGCCCGUGCUCACCACGACCUAGCCGACUCGUUGCCAGAGGCGGACAAGGGCCGCAAGGAGGCGCUGCUCCGCGCAGGCCUGGCGGUGGCGGAGGCGGCCCUCGCCCGCGCCGAGGAGGGCGACGCUGAGAGCGCCCUCUGCCACAAGGCGCCGAGACGGGACUGGGUUGGAAUCUUGCUCGGCGCUCUCGGCACCUACCUGCCGACUAAGGAGAAGGUGGCCAACUCGUUUCGCAUCCGCGACGCGCUGCAGACGGCGGCGGAGAUGCGGCCGGCGGACGGGUCCGUCCAGCUCGCGCUCGGCGAGUGGUGCUUCAAGGUGGCUGGCAUCGGUUGGGUCGAGGCGAACGCCGCGAAGCUGCUGUUUGGGCAGGCGCCCGAGUCGACGCGCCGGAGUGCAGUGCACGAGAUUGCGCUCGACUACUACGAGCGGGCUUGGGAGCGCAAGCCGAGCAAGAAGGCCGCGUACAAGGCGAGCCUCGCUUGCGACAAGCUCUCGCGCGGCGCAGACUCGGCGGCCUGGCGCACGCGUGCGCUCGAGCUGCCCGGCGCCGGCGCGGCCGACGCUGAGAUCGACCGACUCGCUGCGGCGGCGAGAUAA